Delphinapterus leucas (beluga whale) is the source of this 4699-nucleotide messenger RNA. It is a transcript of the gene PAQR9, whose product is annotated as progestin and adipoQ receptor family member 9. Gene Ontology annotation, cellular component: membrane. Gene Ontology annotation, molecular function: signaling receptor activity. NCBI's taxonomy places the organism in Eukaryota, Metazoa, Chordata, Mammalia, Artiodactyla, Monodontidae. The record is from RefSeq and is a predicted model, not a curated record.
CCCGCCUCCCGCGCCGGGGGCGGCUGCUGCUGCGCCCGCACCGCGCGAUGCCCAGUCACCGCAGCAGCGCCGCCGUCAGCCGCGCCGCCACCGCCGCUGCAGCAGCGCGGGCGGCCGAGAGCCGGUAGCAGGGAGCCUGGGGAAGGGGCCGCCGAGCCCCGUGCGCUCCUACCGGUCGCUACGCGGCUGCGAAAUCGAUGACUAUUUUUAUUUACUUAUUUGUUUAUUUUUUAGGAACGGCUGCUCCGAGGCUCAGGUCUUCUCGUGAACCUGCAGCGACGCCCCCGGCGCGUGCACAAAGGCUCCGACGGCAGCCGGCGGGGACUGGCGAGCGCGCCGGAGCCGGCGCCAGAGGUCGCCUGUGCGCGCCCUAGCCAAGCCCCGGGCACCAUGCCGCGGCGCCUGCAGCCCCGGAGCGCGGGCACAAAGGGCCCGCCCGGCACGACCGCGGCGGCUUCGGAGGCCGCCUCGCGCCCCCACCCCUCACCCUCCGGGGACCCUCCGGCCUCCGCCAAGCCGCUGCUGCGCUGGGACGAGGUGCCCGACGACUUUGUGGAGUGCUUCAUCCUGUCGGGCUACCGGCGGCUGCCGUGCACGGCGCAGGAGUGCCUAGCCUCGGUGCUGAAGCCUACCAACGAGACGCUGAACUUCUGGACGCACUUCAUCCCACUGCUGCUGUUCCUGAGCAAGUUCUGCCGCCUGUUCUUCCUGAGCGGCCGCGACGUGCCCUUCCACCAUCCGUGGCUACUGCCGCUGUGGUGCUACGCUUCGGGCGUGCUGCUGACCUUCGCCAUGAGCUGCACGGCGCACGUGUUCAGCUGCCUGUCGCUGCGCCUGCGCGCAGCCUUCUUCUACCUGGACUACGCGUCCAUCAGCUACUACGGCUUUGGCAGCACUGUGGCCUACUACUACUACCUGCUGCCCGGCCUGAGCUUGUUGGACGCCAGGGUGAUGACCCCGUACGUGCAGCAGCGCCUGGGCUGGCACGUGGACUGCACGGGCCUCAUUGCCGCCUACCGCGCGCUCGUGCUGCCCGUGGCCUUCCUGCUGGCCGUGGCCUGCACCGUGGCCUGCUGCAAGAGCCGCACCGACUGGUGCUCUUAUCCGUUCGCGCUGCGCACCUUCGUCUUCGUCAUGCCCCUGAGCAUGGCCUGCCCCAUCAUGCUCGAGAGCUGGCUCUUCGACCUGCGGGGCGAGAACCCCACUCUCUUCGUGCACUUCUACCGCCGCUACUUCUGGCUGGUGGUGGCCGCCUUCUUCAACGUGAGCAAGAUCCCCGAGCGCAUCCAGCCGGGCCUCUUCGACAUCAUCGGCCACAGCCACCAGCUCUUCCACAUCUUCACUUUCCUUAGCAUCUACGACCAGGUGUACUACGUGGAGGAGGGCCUGCGCCAGUUCCUUAAGGCGCCGCCGGACGCGCCCACCUUCUCGGGCACCGUGGGCUACAUGUUGUUGCUGGUUGUCUGCCUGGGGCUGGUCAUCAAGAAGUUCCUCAACAACACCGAAUUCUGCGGUAAAAAGUGAGCCUCCGCCUUGGAGGAGGCUGCCGGCUCGCUCACCUGUUUGUUUGAAGUUUCUGUUGUUGGUUUGUUUUCAAGUUUUGUUGUGUUUCCUUCUUUGCUCGAGGAGGGUGCUGCAAAACCAUAGGGAAAAAGUUCAGUGCGACAAGGGCUUUGGGAGAGUGCACUCAGUGCACUUAGGGCUUUGGGAGAGGGAGGUGGGGCAAGCAGGAGGGAGAGGGCGGCUGGUUCUUGUCCCUGGAAAAAAUGUAGGUGGUGUCUGUGACAUCCAGGGAUUCUUCUAAGGCAGCGCGAAUAGAACCCCACAUAAAACCCCAACCAGUUCGAUCUUCCAGUCGUCUUCUCUGCCAGAGGUAAUAACGAGCAGCCCUUGUGAGGUCAGGCAUGCAGUAAAGAGGGUAAGUAGACAGAACCCCUGGGUACUUCCGUUUCGGUGUGAGGAAUGCUUGGAUUUGUCAAAGAAUAGAGCUUUGUAGGAAAAGAGCACAGAGACACUAACCCAGGGCUUAACCUGCUAGAAAAUGCAUGGAAUGUGAACACACGUUAAUUAUUUCAAAAUGUUUCUUAGAUGUUAGUUAAAUAGUAAUAUAUACAAUGAUUUUUCAUAAUUUAUCAAAGCCUGUGAUCUGCACUGAAUUUUCUUUGUCACGUAGUUUGGAAUCUUGCAGCUCUUCUGCAUUGCAUAUACUUGAACUGGACAUCAGGGCAAGCUGCUUGAGAGUUCUCAGCUACUUUUUUAAACAGUAUUUUUUGAAGGCCUGUGUGUGUCAUGAUACAACUGUGAAUUAUUCUACCUUAGGGACUCUGGUUAAACUAUUGGGAAGGAGCUAAGUGGUUUGUAUAGGUCCCAGAUUUCUAUUUACUUAUGUGUUCCACAAAACCCAUCCUGUUUUUCGGUUUUGUUUUUAAUCUUAUUCUCUCUUUCUCUACUGAUUCAAAUUGCCACUGGAAUAAAUGUGCCUUUUGAAGCAAUGCCCAAAUGACUGGUCCUCACACAUAGUUUCUUGCAUGGGGAGAGCAGUAGGUGUAAGCUUUUCUUACUUUAUUGCAAAUCAAGGUUUAACAUUCUAUUCAGGAGGGAAGGAAGAUGGUAUGGGUUGUAAGUUUUUGGUAGGACCAGUAGUGGCUUCCUAGGACAUGCAGAGCAUUUGGCUUCUCUUACAAGGAGAAGAAAUCAGCCCACUAAUGAGGCUGUGGUUCCUAAUGCUGCCAUCGGGGAAGGUGAAAGGACACUGUUCUAGACUGAGCCCGUCUAGCCUUGCUUAAAAUUAAAAUCGUAAUAUUCAGGAGUAAAUAUGGCAGUUGUAAUAUGAAAGUCAGGAGUAUGUUACUUGAGUUAUAGCUGAAAAUUUUGAGUUAAAUAAGAUGACCUUUGCCUAGUUAAGCACUGAAUUCUCAUUUGGAUCCAGACUAUGGAAAUGAAUGGCGGUCACCCUAAAUCGUUGAAAAAUUAGGGAAACACGCUCCUGAGAUCCUAUCUGACAACCACAUUGGCCAGUGUUACUUAAGACAUUUCUCAUAAACGUUAUCCUGGACUUGAGAUAGCAGCUCUAGACUAACACAAACCAGUGAGGUGGCUUAUUUAAAUACUUAUCACACUUCUUGACAAGUCCUUUGGGUGAAGAGCCAGAUAAGUCAUUGAAUGGGGAAGUCUUGACUUCAUGGUAUAAUUUAGAUCAAGGACAGAAGGUAGAUGAACACUUACCUCAGCACUGGUAGGCUGGUGGUCCUGCCAAGAUUGCUCUUUUUGUUUAUGCUUUUAAUCACUACUGUACUUGUAAACAGAGAGGCUCUGGCACAAUUCCCUGGAGGAACCAGUAUCCUUGUGUGUUAAUUGCACACGGAAGUUAACUUUAUAUAUGUCUAUAUUUAACUUAGGAGACCUCUUAACGAGAUUGUAAAUACACUUUGCACAUUUGCUGAUGGGUGUCAGUGUCUCAUGUUUGGCAAAGUGCAAGGAGAUUCCUGUUAGGUUACAGGGACUGAGAGCUGUGCCUGCCACGGAUGUCAAUCCUCAGCUGUAACUUAAUUCAGUACAUGUAUUCAAGGACAGUUGUGGAAAUCAGGCUAUUUCCACAUGCAAACUCAUUUGCAUGUCAUUGUUGUCUCUUCUAGAGCCCCCAAAAAUGUUGGUUUGGAAGCUAGAGAAACAGGUUGAGGAGCAUUUUGGAUCUUCCUUGUAAUAUAGAAGAAACUCUCUAGAGACAGCCUUCCAAAAAAGGUUGAUGAGUUUGAGAACAAGAAAUAAAGCCUCUAUUUGUCAUUUUACAUUUUUGUUGGCGAUCUUCCAGGUCCUCAAAGAAAAUUCUCUUCUUGCCUUGUGUCUUUGUCCUUAAGCAGAGGCCACUUAAGGAUAAAAUUAUACCCAUAUAAUUUUCAAGUGAUUAUGAGGCAUGAGCCCAGUAAGAUGACACACUUUUCCCUUGGAAGGUUUCAGCAAAGUGAGGACUGACUUUCCUUCCCUUUGCUUCUUCCUUCCUGCACGUUCCCUUUCCCUUUCCAUCUUCAUUUUUAUAUACCACAUACAGCACUGACAAAGGACAUUCUAGUUGAAAACAUUGGUUUGGCUUUACCUCAUGUUUCCAAAUAGGUACCGUAUACACUACAUAAGACCGGGGUUGAUUUGUGAGGCUAUAUAUGUUAUUUGCUAAAUGAUAUCGGAUUUCGGUCAAGAUAAAUGAUGAUGUUUGAGAAUCAGCAAAUAUUUACUCAGUCUCCACGUUUGCAUGGAACUCUCCAGGUAUAUUAUAUAUUUCAGGGGUAAUAUGACAAUCAGAAUAAAAUCGCUUUUAAAAUAUUUUUUCACACUCUUCAUUUUGCCACAUCCAAUUCAGUCAGUUUAUUGUGUUCAGCUGUUAGAAAUGUAGGACAGAUGAUAAGAAUGCACUCCCUUAUCUCUGUACAACCUAUUUCAGCAGUAGAAUUUUGAAGCCUGUUAUGUAAUGCAUUUUAUUUUUACUCAUUAGUCAUGAUCUGGAUGACAUCUCAAGGAGCAGCAUCAGAGAGUCAUGCCUGGGAAAUGAGGGUGUUUGACUUCCAUGCCUGUCACCCUGUGGGUUGGUCUCUGGAAUUGACUCAGGCUGAUGUAGGCGGCUAAGGGGAGGUUCCUUUCUUCCCUGCCUUUCUUGUAUCUGCACCUUCAGGUGAAGAGGGUGACCUCCCAGAGAGAGGAAGUGAGU